AUGGGUGCAAAAUAUAUGUUUUGCUUGUGUUUAUUUGUUUGGAUUGCAGAAGCACACUUUGAAAGCAAGGUUUUCAAUGUAAAAGAUUAUGGCGCUAUUGCAGAUGGAAAGACGGACAAUAGUGCGACAUUUCUAAAAGCAUGGAGUGAGGCAUGCAAUUGGAAUGGAAGUGCAAGGAUUUUGAUACCAAAUGAAACCUACAUACUCAACCCAGUCAUGUUUUCUGGUCCAUGCAAGGGUCUAAUGAACUUUACAAUAAAAGGCAUUUUGAAGGCUCCAACUGAUCCAUAUUUAUUUGGUGAUGACUGGAUAAAUUUCAGAUAUGUCAACAACCUUACCGUGAGUGGAGGUGGCACAUUGGAUGGUCAAGGAUAUUUAGCUUGGCCACUCAAUGAAUGCAGCAAGAAUUCAAACUGUCCCACUCUUCCUGCCACAAUGGUAUUUGACUUCAUCACCAACAGUCAUGUCCAUGACUUGCGAUCUAUUGACAGCAAACACAGCCAUUUCGUGAUAUACGCUUGUCAGAACAUGACUUUCACAGAGUUAGCAUUACAAGCCCCUAGAGAUAGUCCUAACACAGAUGGUAUCAAAAUAGGGAUGUCAAAUGGUAUAAAUAUCACGAGGGUGAGAAUUGGCACUGGCGAUGACUGCAUUGCUAUACUUUCUGGCUCCAAGAAGAUCUGGAUUUCAGAUGUGUUUUGUGGUCCUGGUCAUGGAAUUAGCGUGGGAAGCCUUGGUCAGAAUGAUGGGGAAGAAGAUGUAGAAGACAUAGUUGUCAAGAAUUGCACAUUUAUUGGCACCCUUGAUGGUGUUAGAAUAAAAACAUGGGCUUCUCCCUUGAACCAAACUUUGAACGCUUCUAAUUUUGUCUAUGAAAACCUUUUCAUGAUUAACGUGGAGCAUCCCAUUAACAUUGAUCAAGAAUAUUGUCCAUAUCCUCCUUGCAAAAAAACUGAGGUGGCUUCAAACGUGCAAAUCAGAAAUGUGACUUUCAAAAAUAUUUUGGGAAGUAGCAGUACAGGGGUUGGUGUAGAUCUUAAGUGCAGUAAUUAUAAGCCAUGUCAAGACAUAAAGGUGGAGGACAUUAAUUUGUGGCCUCAUGGUGGCAGAGGAAAUUUAAGCAAUUUCUGUUACUAUGCAAACGGAGCUUCUUAUGGCGAACAGAUUCCACCUUCCUGCAUUUAG
Molecule: messenger RNA, 1185 nt
Organism: Gastrolobium bilobum
Lineage: Eukaryota; Viridiplantae; Streptophyta; Magnoliopsida; Fabales; Fabaceae
Product: exopolygalacturonase-like
Exons: 4
Coding region: 1-1185 (394 amino acids)
Biological process (GO): carbohydrate metabolic process
Molecular function (GO): polygalacturonase activity
Source: RefSeq, a predicted model, not a curated record